CUUCUUAUCUUUUUUCUUUUGCUUUUGAAUUCUCAGUUCCUGCUUCUCUUUUGCUCAACAUCCUCUUAUUCUUCGUUUAAAUCAGGAGGUUCUUUUCUUGACUUCUCCUUACUUCAACUAUACUAUAGAUUUAUCGACUUAUCCGUCAUAAAUUAUACCUUUAGCAUUACUAAUACUAUUUUCAACUAUAUCCUUCCAACUAAUUUCCUUCAACUAAUUUCUUCCAACUUUUCGAAUUAUCCUUCUUUAAUCUUGCCUGAUUCCCACCAUGUUUGUCUAUAAACGAAAUGGAUCAAAAGAACGCGUUCGUUUUGAUAAAAUUACUGCCAGAGUAUCGAGGCUCUGUUAUGGUUUGGAUGCCAACCAUGUUGAUGCUGUUAAAAUAACCCAGAGAGUUAUUUCUGGUGUUUAUAAUGGUGUCACUACCGUUGAAUUAGACAACUUGGCUGCUGAAACAGCUGCCUAUUUGACCACUGUUCAUCCUGAUUAUGCUAUUUUGGCUGCUAGAAUUGCUAUAUCAAAUUUGCACAAGCAAACUGUGAAAAGAUUUUCUCAAGUUAUUUCAGACUUAUAUUAUUAUAUUGAUCCAAAAACAAACCUAAAUGCUUCUAUGAUCUCAAAGGACACUUAUGAUAUUGUUAUGGCCAAUGCUGAUGAGUUGGAUUCUUCCAUUGUUUAUGACAGAGAUUUCAAUUACAACUAUUUUGGUUUCAAAACUUUAGAAAGAUCCUAUCUCUUAAGGAUUAACGGUCAGGUUGCAGAAAGACCCCAACAUCUUAUAAUGAGAGUGUCUAUUGGUAUCCAUGGUGAUAACAUUGAAAAGGUUUUAGAAACUUAUAACUAUAUGUCCCUAAAAUACUUUACACAUGCCUCGCCCACCUUAUUCAACGCAGGUACUCCAAGACCUCAAAUGUCUUCAUGUUUUCUUGUUGCUAUGAAAGACGAUUCUAUUGAUGGUAUCUUCAACACUUUAUCUCAAAUGGCUGUAAUUUCAAAGUACGCUGGUGGGAUUGGUUUACAUAUUCACAACAUCAGAUCCACUGGGUCAUACAUCGCUGGCACUAAUGGUACUUCAAAUGGUAUCAUUCCCAUGUUAAGAGUUUAUAACAUGACUGCUAGAUAUGUUGAUCAAGGUGGAAAUAAAAGACCUGGUGCUUUUGCUAUUUAUCUUGAACCUUGGCACUCUGAUAUCUUCGAAUUCAUCGACAUUAGAAAAAAUCAUGGAAAAGAAGAAAUUAGAGCAAGAGAUCUAUUUCCUGCUUUAUGGAUUCCUGACUUGUUCAUGAAAAGAGUCGAAAAAAAUCAAGACUGGUCGCUAUUUUCUCCAAAUGAAGCUCUUGGAUUGAGUGAUUGUUAUGGCGACGAAUUCGAAAAACUAUAUGAAUCAUAUGAAAAACAAGGUAAGACAAGAAAAGUUGUCAAAGCCCAGAAAUUAUGGGCUGCCAUUUUAGAUGCCCAAACUGAAACCGGUACUCCAUUUAUGGUUUAUAAAGACAGUUGUAACGCAAAAAGCAAUCAAAAAAAUCUUGGUGUUAUUAAAUCAUCCAACCUUUGCUGUGAAAUUGUCGAAUAUUCUGAUCCUGAUGAAGUAGCAGUUUGUAAUUUAGCAUCAAUUGCUUUGCCUGCUUUUAUUUCUCAAGAUGAUAGUAAUUCCUGGUAUGACUUUGGAAAGCUACAUGAAAUUGCUAAAGUUCUUACUAAAAAUCUUAACAAAGUUAUUGAUAGAAACUAUUAUCCUGUCCCAGAAGCUGAAAAAUCAAAUCUUAGACAUAGACCAAUUGCUCUUGGUGUCCAGGGUUUAGCGGAUACUUUUAUGAUAUUAAGAAUGCCUUUUGAUUCACCUGAAGCCAAAAAGUUAAAUAUCCAGAUUUUUGAAACAAUAUAUCAUGCUGCUGUUGAGGCCUCGACCGAACUUGCUGCAAUUGAUGGUCCUUAUGAAACCUUUGAGGGUUCUCCUACAUCAAAGGGUCUUUUGCAGUUUGAUUUGUGGGGAAGAAAACCCACUCAAUUAUGGGACUUUGAUGAACUAAAACAAAAGAUUAAAAAAUUUGGUUUGCGUAAUUCAUUGUUAGUUGCUCCAAUGCCAACAGCUUCCACUUCUCAAAUUCUUGGAUACAAUGAGUGCUUUGAGCCUUACACCUCAAACAUUUACUCUCGUCGUGUUUUGGCCGGUGAAUUUCAAAUUGUCAAUCCCUAUCUCUUGAAGGAUUUGGUAGCUAUGGGCAUCUGGUCAAAUGCUAUGAAGGAGUCAAUUAUUGCCAAUAACGGUUCCAUUCAGCAUCUUCCCAACAUUCCUCAAAAACUCAAAGACUUGUACAAGACUGUGUGGGAAUUAUCCCAAAAGACCAUCAUUGAUAUGGCUGCUGAUAGAUCUCCAUUUAUUGAUCAAUCUCAGUCUCUAAACAUACACAUAAUGGCUCCAACAAUGGGGAAAUUGACAAGCAUGCACUUCUACGGCUGGAAAAAAGGAUUGAAAACAGGAAUGUACUAUUUGAGAACACAAGCUGCCUCUGCUGCCAUUCAGUUUACCAUUGACGAGAAGGAAGCUGCCACUGCUGGCGAUAUCCAGGCUCAGUUGCACAAAUUGAAAUUCAAAAAGUACGUUGAGAAGUUUGAAUCCCAGGGCCCUACUAAAAGCAUGGCAAUUAGCGAGCCUGCUUUUUUUGCAUCUGCACCAGCUGCUGAAUUGGAAAAAGAUGUUUCAAAUUUGUCUGUGUCUGGGAGUGUUUCCACCACAAACGAGAGCCUGGCAGCUUCUCCAGCUUCCAGUGAGUCGACCAGAACUGGCAAAGACACAGAAGUCAACAUCUAUAACUCGAAAGUCAUUGCUUGCUCAAUCAACAAUCCCGAAGCUUGUGAAAUGUGUUCUGGUUGAUACUGGUGAAUUUUGAGUUUUAAAUAGUUGUGAAGUCUUUCUGUUUUCAUGUUUUUAUUUUCAAUCCUUAAUAUAGAUAUCCACAUUUAUAAAUAACAUACUUUAUUUCUAUUCAACUAUAAAAAAAUACUAUACACUAAAAAAACAAAUUAAGCAUUAAUAAUUAGUAAAAG
This is a messenger RNA of Ascoidea rubescens DSM 1968, 3048 nucleotides long. It is a transcript of the gene RNR1, whose product is annotated as ribonucleotide-diphosphate reductase subunit RNR1. Gene Ontology annotation, biological process: DNA replication; deoxyribonucleotide biosynthetic process. NCBI's taxonomy places the organism in Eukaryota, Fungi, Ascomycota, Saccharomycetes, Ascoideales, Ascoideaceae. Gene Ontology annotation, molecular function: ATP binding; ribonucleoside-diphosphate reductase activity, thioredoxin disulfide as acceptor. The record is from RefSeq and is a predicted model, not a curated record. The transcript has a single exon. Gene Ontology annotation, cellular component: ribonucleoside-diphosphate reductase complex. Bases 269 to 2875 code for a protein of 868 amino acids.